Aegilops tauschii subsp. strangulata is the source of this 1741-nucleotide messenger RNA. Its product is annotated as CAAX prenyl protease 1 homolog. Gene Ontology annotation, biological process: CAAX-box protein processing. Gene Ontology annotation, molecular function: metalloendopeptidase activity. NCBI's taxonomy places the organism in Eukaryota, Viridiplantae, Streptophyta, Magnoliopsida, Poales, Poaceae. The record is from RefSeq and is a predicted model, not a curated record.
CCCCGGUCCCGGCGUGGCUGCAGCCGCGGUACCUUCCUUCCCCAACUCCGAGCAACUGGCCCGAGCAAAGUAUCCGCCCCCUUUUUUCCACAUCACGCCGCCCCCCACCCCACCUCCUCCUCUUCCCCCACUGUUCCAUCGUCCUUGCGCUCGACCCCCUCCCCGCCGGCCCGUCCCUCGCUCGGCACACAAGCCGCCUCCGCGCCUCGAUUUCCGAAACGCCCCCGGCUCCAAUGGCGCUGCCCUACCUGGAGGCCGUCCUGUGCUUUAUGACUCUCAAUUACAUAUUUGAGACAUAUCUUAACAUCAGGCAGCAUAGAGCCCUUAAGUUACCAACAUUGCCAAAAUCCCUGGCAAAGGUAAUUAGUCAUGAAAAAUUUGAGCAGGCGAGAGCUUAUAGCCUGGACAAAAGCAAUUUCAAUUUUGUACGUGAGGCCAUAACUAUAGUAUGCGAUAUCGUGAUACUGUACUAUAAAGUUCUUCCUUGGUUUUGGACGAAAUCUGGAGUGUUAGUAACCAAUGUUGGCCUGAAUGCAGAAAAUGAGAUAAUACACACCCUUGCAUUCUUAGCAGGUGUCAUGGUUUGGUCACAGAUCACAGACUUGCCAUUCUCUCUGUACUCUACUUUUGUUAUUGAGGCUCGACACGGGUUUAACAAGCAAACAUUCUGGCUCUUCAUUUGGGACAUGAUCAAGGGAAUUUUGCUGUCCGUUGUACUCGCACCACCAAUUGUGGCUGCUAUCAUCGUUAUAGUACAGAAUGGAGGGCCUUACCUAGCAAUAUAUCUCUGGGGUUUUAUGUUUGCGCUAGCUCUGCUGAUGAUGACAAUUUACCCUAUCAUGAUAGCUCCUCUGUUCAACAAAUUCACUCCUCUUCCCGAAGGCUCGCUCAGGGAGAAAAUAGAGAAGUUAGCAGAUUCCCUCAAGUUUCCUCUGAAAAAGCUUUUUGUGGUGGAUGGGUCUACUCGAUCAAGCCACAGUAAUGCUUACAUGUAUGGGUUUUUCAAGAAUAAGCGCAUUGUUCUCUAUGACACAUUGAUACAACAGUGUAGUAAUGAUAAUGAGAUCGUUUCUGUUCUUGCGCACGAGCUUGGGCACUGGAAACUCAAUCACACUGCAUAUUCCUUUGUAGCUGUGCAGGUGCUUACAUUUAUGCAAUUCGGAGGAUACACUCUUGUAAGGAAUUCCAAAGAUCUCUUUGAAAGUUUUGGUUUUGAGGAUCAGCCGGUAAUCAUUGGACUGAUCAUUUUUAUGCACACCAUUAUACCCGUCCAACACCUUCUGAGUUUUUGCCUCAACCUUGUCAGCAGAGCAUUUGAAUUUCAGGCUGAUGCUUUUGCCAAGAACCUUGGGUAUGCUCCCGAGCUCAGGGGAGCCCUUGUUAAACUACAGGAAGAGAACUUAUCUGCAAUGAACACAGAUCCGUGGUACUCAGCAUACCACUACUCCCAUCCACCCCUUGUUGAAAGACUGUCUGCUCUUGAAGACCUGGAUAGCAAGAAAGAUAACUAAUGGGAGAUGAUCUCAUACUUGAUGCGCAUAUGCCAACUAUCAUGGCAUCGCUUCAAUCUCAAUGUAGUAGGGAUUUAUAUGCAUACAGGGAUCUGUAUGAAAACGUGCACCUCUAGGUUAAGAUAUGUAUCGUUCGUCGAUUGACUUACUGUCUUAUUGACCUAUAUACACACAGGAUUGUUGGUCCUUUGACAUUGACAAAUAGAAGUUGAUCAGCUACGAGAUGUUCA